GUGUUGGGGUCUCACAGCCCCCAUGUGGGGGUUCAGCGCGGCAGGGACCCUCACGCUGUGCCCCCAGCAGGUGGGAUCUGCUGGCUGCAGCAGGGGAAGGAGGCCAAGUGCACCAUGAUCCUGCGGACGGGUGUGACAUGGGAGGAAUGCUGCGCCAACGGCAACGUGGAUGUGGCCUGGUCCAACUACACCUACCCAGGCAACAAGAUCAGCCUGCUGGGCUUCCUGGGUCUGGUCACCUGCCACCCCUGCAAAGAGAGCUGCGAGGGGGUGGUGUGCGGCCCCGACAAGGUCUGCAGGAUGAAGCAUGGGCGGCCGCAGUGCGCCUGUGCCCCCGACUGCUCCAGCCUCCCCCGCAAGCUGCAGGUCUGCGGCUCCGACGGCUUCACCUACCGCGAUGAGUGCGAGCUGCUGACAGCCAAGUGCCGCGACCACCCUGACCUGGAAGUGAUGUACCAGGGGAAGUGCAAAAAGUCCUGCUCCAGCGUGGUGUGUCCCGGCACCCACACGUGCGUGGUGGACCAGACGGGCAGCGCACACUGCGUGAUGUGCAGAACCGCUCCCUGCCCCGAGCCCACCAGCCUGGACCGUGCCCUCUGUGGCAACAACAAUGUCACCUACCCCUCG
Molecule: messenger RNA, 627 nt
Organism: Mesitornis unicolor (brown roatelo)
Lineage: Eukaryota; Metazoa; Chordata; Aves; Mesitornithiformes; Mesitornithidae
Gene: FSTL3
Product: follistatin-like 3 (secreted glycoprotein)
Exons: 3
Biological process (GO): negative regulation of activin receptor signaling pathway; multicellular organism development; regulation of BMP signaling pathway
Molecular function (GO): protein binding; activin binding
Source: RefSeq, a predicted model, not a curated record